UCUUUUCUGUUCAGCAGGACCUUACCUGUUCCUCGGUCCAGCACUGCACAGUAUGCAGUCUUAGUCAUCCCCUGUACUGUCUUCAGUCUCUGGUCAUCCCCUACACUGUCCGCAGUCUCUGGUCUGGUCAUCCCCUAUUCAGUCCGCAGUCUCUGGUCAUCCCCUAUUCAGUCCGCAGUCUCUGGUCAUCCCCUAUACAAUCCGCAGUCUCUUAGCCAUCCCCUAUACAGUCCGCAUUCUCUGGUCAUCCCCUGCACUGUCCGCAGUCUCUGGUCAUCCCCUGUACUAUGUCUGCAGUCUCUGGUCAUCCCCUAUACUGUCCACAGUCUCUGUUCUCUGUUCAUCUCCUGUACUAUGUCCGCAGUCUCUGGUCAACUCCUGUACUGUGUCCACAGUCUCUGGUCAUCUCCU
Molecule: messenger RNA, 411 nt
Organism: Staurois parvus
Lineage: Eukaryota; Metazoa; Chordata; Amphibia; Anura; Ranidae
Source: the annotation of a GenBank genome assembly